Molecule: messenger RNA, 1172 nt
Organism: Aspergillus ibericus CBS 121593
Lineage: Eukaryota; Fungi; Ascomycota; Eurotiomycetes; Eurotiales; Aspergillaceae
Product: DUF3602 domain-containing protein
Exons: 1
Coding region: 449-925 (158 amino acids)
Source: RefSeq, a predicted model, not a curated record
CCGCUGUGAGGUCUGGUUCCAGGCUAUAGAAGUGGAUUCCCCAUCAGCACCGCGCAGUUUGAGGAGUCAUUCAACAAUUAAUAAAAAAAGAGUCAGAAAGGAGAAAAUUUUCUAGUCGGCUCCUUUUAAUAGUCACGCAAGACGACUUUUUUGGGUCCUUGUUCCUCUUUGCCUGCCUGCCUCUUACUACCACUACCACCGCCACAACUACUUUACAAGCUCUCCCUUGACCUCUGGUCUCCCCGUUCUUGUUCAGUUCGUCAUCAGUUGACUCUGUUGCGUCUACAUGUCCAUUACGCCAUUCUCGCUUACCGGAUUGGGCUUCCGCGCAUUGAGUCAUUCAGCCUAGACUGCGAUCUAUAUACUUCCCGCAUCGCAACCACUUGCACCCCAUAACCCUUCACAUCAAUCACUCCUAUCUUCCAACACCACAUCACAUCUCUUCACCAUGCCAGCAUCAAUCAAUUACCGUGUCGUUGAACCGCAUCCAUCGGUCCCUCACACCAGCCGUCCCGCUCUGCACACGGCUCGCGGAGGCGCCGGCAAUGUCAUCAAUCUGAAAGGCACCAAGACCACCGACUCUCGGACAGCUACCGGUCCCGCCUCCUUGACGCGUCUGGACUCGAAUGUCCCCAGUACCUUCAAGUCCGGCCGUGGCGGUGCCGGCAACGUUCACAGUAGCACCGAGCGUGCCAUCUUCAGCUUUGAUGAGGAGCUUGAGCGCGAUAUUCGCCGUGCAGCCCCCGUCUACCAUGUCGGUCGCGGUGGAGCCGGCAACAUGGUCUUCAGCGACGACUCUUCCAGCAGCCUCAGCCGCAAGUUCUCGAUCAGCAGCAAUGGUACCUCGAGCAGCUCCGGUUCCACGCGGGAACGGGCUCUCCGCAGCAUCGAGAAGGGCUGGGGCAAGCUUAGGGGCAUGACAUAGGGGUGAAUAGGGGUUUCUUUGCAACCACUUUCAGCGCCGUCCUAUUGUUUCCAUUGCCGCCUACAAGCGUUGCGCUUCAGCAGAUCAUGACUCACGACUCACGACCACCAAAAAAGUUUUUGCUUCACCAUUCGAUUCGCAUUUGAGGAUUGCCACUAUCCUAUCUUACUACGCCUUUAAUCAUCCUCAUUCUUCAUUACUCGACCGCUUCUGAUUGAAAUCAAUUGGUGCCAUCUUCUGCGCCACC